This is a messenger RNA of Lasiosphaeria miniovina, 2052 nucleotides long. RefSeq lists its product as uncharacterized. The record is from RefSeq and is a predicted model, not a curated record. The transcript has a single exon. Gene Ontology annotation, cellular component: mitochondrion. NCBI's taxonomy places the organism in Eukaryota, Fungi, Ascomycota, Sordariomycetes, Sordariales, Lasiosphaeriaceae. Gene Ontology annotation, molecular function: ATP hydrolysis activity; ATP binding. The coding region runs from base 1 to 2052 and encodes 683 amino acids.
AUGCGUUCUUUCUCUGCACGUCCGCCCAUAAUACGCAUCGCCAAUGGCACUUUCUAUCGCCAUCACCCCAAUAAUGCAGUGUCCCACGGCCACCCAAACCCGCCCUUCUUCUCUAAGCUGAACUUCGAGCUCCCGUCGCAGAGCACUCCAACUAGUCCACUGCGCAACUGGUGCAUCGUUGGCCCGUCGCUCUCUGGCAAGACCACCUUUCUCCAGAUCCUCGCCGGCCAGCACUUGUGUUUCCCGCCGACCGCCCGCUCCUUUCCAUAUCUCGCGACUGAUGACGUGCCACACCACCUGAGAGUGCCCAGCCGCGCCAUCCAGUAUGUCGGCUUCGACGCUACCGGUGCCAACGGCGGCGGUCUUGGUCCAGCUGCGUCCGCUUACCUGGCCGCACGCUACGAGUCGCGGCGCGAGAAGACAGACUUCUCGCUUCGCGACUUUCUCCUGGGAAACAUGCAGCUGAACCCCUCGAGCGUCCCGGGAGAAGAUGGCGUCGAUGCGAAGGUUCUCGAGCGCGUUGUCGUAGACCUGCGUCUCGAGAGCUUGCUGGACCUGCCAGUGGCGUUUCUGUCGAAUGGCCAGGGGAGGAGGGCGCGCAUUGCACGCGCUUUGCUUACGAGGCCCGAGGUCCUGCUGCUGGACGAGCCAUUUAUGGGGCUGGACCCUCCGACCGUGGCCGGCCUGAGCCCGCUGCUUCAUUCACUGGCGGAGAAGGCAAGCCCGCGGCUCGUGCUGAGUGCAAGGCCGCAGGACCCACUGCCCGACUGGAUCACGCAUCUCAUUUAUCUGCGGACGGACUGCCAGGUUGGCGCGAUGGGCGACAAGGAGACUGUCCUGGACGGUCUUAGGAAAUAUGUCCGUGGCGUCUGGAACGGCCGUCUAUCUGAAGACGAGACGCUACCUGUGCACGCUCUCGGUGAAAUGGGCAGACAGUUAACGAAAGACGGUAUUGAAGGCGAAGGGCUGGGCGAAGAGCUCCUGGGAGAAUCCAAUGACAAUGCUCAAGUGGACGAAGUCUCCGAUGUCCGGCCCGAGGCUCUGGGGGAGCCCCUGAUCGAGAUGAAUGGCUGCAGAGUCAGAUACGGCGACAAAAUUGCCUUGGGGAACUGGACUGAAGAGCGAGACGGCAAACUCGCCGGCGGACUCUACUGGACUGUCCGAAGAGGCGAGAGAUGGGGCGUAUUUGGUCCGAAUGGGUCGGGCAAAACCACCAUCGUCUCCCUCCUUUCUUCUGAUCAUCCCCAGACGUACUCGCUUCCCAUCAAGCUAUUCGGUCGCAGCCGGCUGCCCGAGCCGGGAUCCGGACAGCUGCCUCUCACAUUCUGGGACAUCCAGUCCUGCGUAGGACACUCAAGUCCUGAGGUCCACCAGCAUAUGCCUCGUAGUUUGACGGUGCGCCAGGUCCUUGCGAGUGCGUGGGCCGAUACAUUCCGGAGCAAGCCAGCGCUCGACGAUAACGCGGUUGACAAGAUUGAAGCUACACUGAAGUGGUUCUCGCACGAGCUCAACCCAGCAGCUGGUAGCAGCCUUAAACCGCAACCAACUUCACUCGAUGGACUGGCGCAUAAUUCUCUUUCAUGGGCAGAUAACUACAUGUUUGGUGAGCUGUCGUUCAGCGCCCAGCGCAUCCUACUCUUCCUCCGCGCAAUCAUUAAACAGCAGGAUAUCGUCGUGUUGGAUGAGGCUUUUAGCGGUAUGGACGAUGCCGUAAGAGACAAGUGCAUGCUCUUCCUCGUGUGCGGGGAGGAGAAGAUGUAUGCGACCGGGCUCUCGAAGUCUGGCACCAAGAGUCACUUACCUACCGAAGCACCCGUUGUUCCAAGCCAUGUAGCCAACUCAGGGGCGGUGAUGGUGAAAGGUCUCUCGGACCAACAGGCGCUGAUAUGCAUCAGCCAUGUCAAGGAGGAGGUUCCGGAUUGUGUGAGGGAAUGGAUCUGCCUCCCUGAGGCUAGCACUAGUCUGCCCGCGAGGCUGGGCCGGCUUGACGGUCCUCUGAGGACCGACUCGAAGCGGUGGAGGGAGAUAUGGGAAGCCAGCAAGAGCAGUUGA